Peromyscus maniculatus bairdii (prairie deer mouse) is the source of this 3447-nucleotide messenger RNA. NCBI's taxonomy places the organism in Eukaryota, Metazoa, Chordata, Mammalia, Rodentia, Cricetidae. The record is from RefSeq and is a predicted model, not a curated record.
AGACAAAGCGAGGCACAGCUAGCGGCCCACAUCUCAGUCUUGACAGCCACCCCGGAGGAGGGCUGGGGAAACUGAGGCUUGGGUCUGGUCAAGAUCACCAGAGGGGUCUCUGGCCUCUCCCCAGCCCAGGCUCUGCUUGCCGGCGCCUUGAGCACUCCAGACCCCAGGAGGCGCAUUGUUCUGUCUGGGUGGUUUGACCUUCACGGUCCCGCCACCCCGGCCUCCGCCGUUAGGGGCGCAGGGGGGACCCCAGCUGCGUGGGCGGCGCCUCCCAGUCAGACACGGGAACCGAGAAGUUUUCUCUCCUGCCUCUCCGGUCACUCAGACCCCCUCCCCUCCUAACUAGGACCUUCCAGCCCGGGCCGCGUCACCGGCUGCGGGAGUCUCCGGGCGUCCCUCCCCUUGACCCUCCCCGGCCCGGACUCGGUCCCCGGCGGCCUCCCGGGCUCAGCUUCUCCUGAAGCGCAGUCCCCUGGGGGAGGCCACGCUGCUGGGGUGAGGGGCCGGGAUUCCCUGUCCCUGUCGUAGCCUCAGUUUCCCCCGUCUGCAAACUGAGCGCUUGAAGCCAGCGGCCACCGAGGUGGCCCCAGCCCUUGGAGUGUCGCUGUCUUCGCGCUGGGAGCCGGGGGGAUACCUGACCGUCCCCAGCGGCCGGGGCAGGGGUCCGCGCUGCGGCGGCGCGCACACCUCGGUUCUCACGCCCUUGCCUGGCCGCCUGUGCACUUGGUUUUGCUCUUGGGCCGGGACGCAGGGGCUCCAGCAGCUGAGGCCGGAGACUGCUGGUGCAGAGAAGGAAAGUCACAGGAGGAAUUCCACUGCUGAGGGGCAACUUGGAGGGACUGAAGAACACGGGCCUCAGGUCUGUUUGGGAGCCCCGCUACUGAGCCAUGCCGGGCCCCCACAGGCCGGCCACAAGUCCAGCCCGGGGAGGCCGGUGGCCAUGAGUAGCCGCAGCCACAAUGGCAGCGUGGGGCGGCCCCUGGGCAGCGGGCCUGGAUUCCUGGGCUGGGAGCCGGUGGACCCGGAGGCAGGCCGCCCCCCGCAGCCCGCCCAAGGCCCAGGCCUGCAGAUGGUGGCCAAGGGCCAGCCUGCUCGAAUGUCACCUGGUGGCCCCAGGGGCCAUCUGCAGGAGCAGGAGGAAGAGGAGGAAGAGGAAGACGAGGAGACCCGGCCGGGCUCUGGGAAGCCCCCGACGGUCAGCCACCGCCUGGGCCACCGCAGGGCCCUGUUUGAGAAGCGGAGACGUCUCAGUGACUACGCCCUCAUCUUUGGCAUGUUUGGGAUUGUCGUCAUGGUGACAGAAACAGAGCUGUCCUGGGGUGUGUACACCAAGGAGUCACUGUACUCAUUCGCCCUGAAAUGCCUGAUCAGCCUGUCCACCCUCAUCUUGCUCGGCCUUGUCAUCCUCUACCACGCCCGAGAGAUCCAGCUGUUCCUGGUGGACAAUGGUGCUGACGACUGGCGCAUCGCCAUGACGUGGGAGCGUGUGUCCUUGAUCUCGCUGGAGCUGGCCGUGUGCGCCAUCCACCCGGUGCCCGGCCACUACCGCUUCACGUGGACAGCGCGGCUGGCCUUCUCGCUGGUGCCGUCGGCUGCUGAGGCCGACCUGGACGUGCUCCUGUCCAUCCCCAUGUUCCUGCGCCUCUACCUGCUGGCUCGCGUCAUGCUUCUGCACAGUCGCAUCUUCACGGACGCGUCCAGCCGCAGCAUCGGGGCCCUCAACCGCGUCACCUUCAACACGCGCUUCGUCACCAAGACGCUCAUGACCAUCUGCCCCGGCACCGUACUGUUGGUCUUCAGCAUCUCCUCCUGGAUUGUCGCCGCCUGGACAGUGCGCGUGUGUGAGAGGUACCAUGACAAGCAGGAAGUGACCAGCAACUUCCUGGGAGCCAUGUGGCUUAUCUCCAUCACCUUCCUGUCCAUCGGCUACGGAGACAUGGUGCCUCACACCUACUGUGGGAAGGGCGUGUGUCUGCUCACCGGCAUCAUGGGAGCAGGCUGCACUGCCCUCGUGGUGGCCGUGGUGGCCAGGAAGUUGGAGCUCACCAAGGCCGAGAAACACGUGCACAACUUCAUGAUGGACACGCAGCUCACCAAGCGGGUCAAAAACGCCGCUGCAAACGUUCUCAGGGAGACGUGGCUCAUCUACAAACACAGCAGGCUGGUGAGGAAGCCAGACCACGGCCGGGUGCGGAAACACCAGCGUAAGUUCCUCCAAGCCAUCCAUCAGGCUCAGAAGCUGCGGAGUGUGAAGAUUGAACAAGGGAAGGUGAACGAUCAGGCCAACACGCUGGCCGACCUGGCCAAGGCGCAGAGCAUCGCGUAUGAAGUCGUGUCGGAGCUGCAGGCCCAGCAGGAGGAGCUGGAGGCGCGCCUGGCCUCGCUGGAGAGCCGCCUGGACGCCCUGGGCGCCUCGCUGCAGGCCCUGCCCGGCCUCAUCGCCCAAGCCAUUUGCCCCGCGCCGCCGCCCUGGCCGGGGCCGAGCCAGCCGGCGCCAGCCACCCGGAGCCCGCUGGGCCGCUGCCUGCCCUCCGUGGGGUCGGACUGCAGGUGACCGUCGCCUGCCGGGCUGCAGACUGCUGAGUCCCGGCGUCGUGCGCCCGCGGCUGGCUCCGGACCUCUGCACUUGCGGGCCUCGCAGGAGCUGAGCAGGGGGCACUGGCAUCGGCUCCCCGAGGCUGGACCGUGGGUCCCGCCGGCCCCCUCGGCUGUCCCCAGCCCCGGAGGGCAAGGAGCAGCGGAACCCGGGAGUAACCCGGGGGUCACCCGGGGGCUGCCGACCGCCUUCCGCUCCCAUGGCCCGGGGGCGCGAGCGUCUCCCCAGACGGGGUGGGCGCAGCCUGCGGGCCCCCGGCGGUGGGCACUGCCGGGCACUGCGUCCCUGUCACAUGCGACGCCCCUUCCUCAGGAUCUGACCCGAGCAGGGAGGCCGCUUGGCCGCAGACACACAGCAGAGGGCGGACAGAUUCCCUCGCCGUCCUGAGGUCAAGGGGCGCGUGGGAGGGUCAGACUCGGAGGCCCCGGGGGCCAGGGCUGGCAGGACGGCAGGGGCCCUCCGGGCCUUGGGGGACACUGGGGUCCCUGACAGGGAGGGUGGCCGGCCGGGACCCCGUGUUGUCUGGGGGGACCCUCGCUGGAGGCCCCGCGUGUGGGCGGAGCUGUGGGCCGGGCCUGGGUCCCCGGCCCGGAGCCCGCGGCGGUGCCGCUCCUGGGGGUGCCCACGGGGCGGUGCCGCUCCUGGGGUUGCCCACGGGGCGGUGCCCCUCCUGGGGUUGCCCACGGGGCCCGGGGAGCACGGGCUCGCCCUGCGCCCUGCAGGAGAAGAGCGGGGCCCAACGGAACCGGGAGGAACGAGCAGGGCGGGCGGAGCGCCGAGUCCCUGGCUGCACAGCGGACUUGGGGGGCAGAAAUAAAGAAGCCUGGGUGACCCGGGCCCCUCGAUGGUGA